Emericellopsis atlantica is the source of this 1305-nucleotide messenger RNA. RefSeq lists its product as uncharacterized. The transcript has a single exon. The record is from RefSeq and is a predicted model, not a curated record. NCBI's taxonomy places the organism in Eukaryota, Fungi, Ascomycota, Sordariomycetes, Hypocreales, Bionectriaceae. The coding region runs from base 1 to 1305 and encodes 434 amino acids.
AUGUACCCCGAUAUAACACUGGAUGCAUACCGGCCACCAGCCGGUCCCAAGGUUUUCCACACACCUGCUGGACGAGCCGAGUCGGUGAGCUCGACCAGCCUUGCCACCGCCCAGUCGAGCAAAACUGUCCUAUCGACUGACCCGAGCGCACCGGACUCGACUCCAGUGCAGAGACCAUUCGUCCAGCGGAAUGGACGCUCCUACCUGCGCGACCAGACAAACCCGUACCCUCUCCCUGUGGACUUGACAGAGCUGCAUCGCCAGUCUCUGCGGACCUUGCUGCUCAUCCAGGUCCAUGGCGCGCCCGUCGCCAGUCCGGCCCUGACGGCCAAGCCGCCCUUGAAGGUGCUAGAUCUCGGCUGCGGAUCGGGCUUCUGGAGCAUGAUGUGCCAUCGCUACUUCAAGAGCCGGGGACACGGAGGCAUACACUUCACAGGCAUGGACGUGGCGUCCGUGGCCCCGAGCAAUGGGGCCGAAGGCGGCAAGCCAGACCGCGACAUGAAGUGGACGUUUGUCCAGCACGACCUCCGCGUCACGCCGUGGCCCUUUGCCGACGGCGAGUUCGACAUGGUCUUCAACAAGGACAUGGCGCUCGCGUGCACCACGUCCCAGCAGGCGACCGUCAUGGACGAGAGCAUCCGCGUCCUCAAGUCGGGCGGCACCCUCGAGAUCUGGGAGACGGACCACUCCAUCCGCAUGCUGCGCAAGCACGUCCCCAGCGCCUCGGCCGCCAACACCCAGGUCGAGGAGCAGGAGGCCGCCUCGACGCUCGGCGCCUACGUCAUCAACACCAACACGCCCCUCUCGCCCCCGCAGUCCGCCUACCUGCAGGAGUACAACGGCUGGCUCAAGCGCGCCAUGGACGCGCGCGAGCUCAUGGUCGAGCCCUGCACCGUUGUCAACCACAACCUCCUCUCCGAGGCCGAGUCUCUCAAGAACAUUGGCUCCCACCGCGUCGCCAUCCCCUUUAGCGAAGUCCGCUGGGAGCGCGAGGGCGUAGGCGGCAUCGUCACCAAGGACGGCAAGUCGUAUCCCACAAAGUCGAAUCGUGAGCAGCCGCCGCAGAUUAUUGAGAAAAAGUCCCUCACGGCAGGUCAGGCCGCGCUGCGCCGGACCGCGCUCCUCACCCUCAUUGAGGAGAUACAGGCGCUGGAGCCCCUGCUGCGCGAACAGAGCGGCAAGAGCCAGGACGAGUGGGACGUGUGGAUGAGCAAGAUGACAACGACGCUCCUCAACGGGGGCGACUACGACACCCGCUGGGGCGAGUGUCUCGAGUCCGGCGCCUGGUGGGCUACGAAGCGGUGA